AUGUCGAAGGAUAUUCAUCUUGUUGUAUUUGUUCAUGGCUUAUGGGGAAACCCAGGUCAUUUACAGUAUUUAGUUGAUAAUUUUGAGGACAAACAUGGCCACGAUGUUCAUAUUCUAAAUUCAAAGAACAAUUCAUCUGCUUAUACUUAUGAUGGUGUGGAUAUAAAUAAAGAAGUUAAAUCACUCCAAGAUAAAACCUUUAAAGUCGCUAAGUUUAGUAUUGUUGGAUACUCUCUUGGCAUUAGACGCGAAGACGAUAAAACAUUUACAAAAUUAACUAAUUGGGCAUCAACAACACUCUUGUCAAAAACUGGGGAACAACUUACUUUUGUGGAUAAAUACGAGGAAAAUGAGCCAAUUUUAUUGACGAUAUCUCGCCCAGACAAAAUUUACUUCAAAGCUCUUUCCGCGUUUAAAUAUAGAGCAUUAUAUGCAAACGUCAGGAAUGAUAGAACCGUUCCUUUCUGGACAGCCUCGAUAUCUGAAGUCGAUCCAUUCGAUAAUUUUGAAGAAUUAAAUAUUACUAUUACAGUACAAGGUAUAUUGUCAAGGCGAAGAGUGCAGAAGAUUUUAGCUUCAAAGGCCAAAAAUGAAGUUUAUAGUUUUAAUCAUGCGGAAAUCAGCGUUAGAGCUACAAGUUUAGAAGAAGAUGCUGUAGAGACUGCAAUGAAUAUAAGAAAUUUUCUCACACCGAGUUCGCCUACAACAACAAAUCCACCACAUUCUCCAUUAUUACCGUCAAAUGUAAAUUCAUUGGAAAAUUUUACUACUACUUCUUCAGCAUUUCCUCCUGUUCAUGUAUGCCAUGAUCAACGUGAAGUAUUUGCAAACUUAAAUCGAUUAACAUGGAAAAAAUUUGCUGUUUGUCUUGAUGCAUUCAAUUCACAUGCAGCUAUUGUGAUGAGAAAUCGGCUUCAGUCAAAGGGAAAAGAUAUCAUAAAACAUUUUGUGAACGAGACAUUUAAGGAUAAUUAA
Messenger RNA from Funneliformis geosporum, 975 nucleotides. The record is from the annotation of a GenBank genome assembly. Lineage: Eukaryota; Fungi; Glomeromycota; Glomeromycetes; Glomerales; Glomeraceae.